CUCAUUCACUUGUCACCAAAAGAGCCCCCAAUAUGGCAGCAUUAAGAAAGAUGAGCAAGGAGAGGCUGAAAAAAUCACGGGGACAAUCUAGACUGCCAAAACGAAGAAAGACUAUUAUGAUUGUCUGUACUUUCGACCCAUGUAUGCUGGAAUCAGAAGCAUCCAUCGAGGACCUGAUGGUGCAAACGCGGAAGAUCAAGUACAACAUCAUUGGUCUGACCAAAACGAGGAGACAUCAAUCACAUCAUGCCAUUUUUGACACUGGAGAAGAAUUGUUCCUCGGAACAUGUGACAACAGAGGCAUUGGUGGUGUUGGUGUCCUUGUCAACACGAACUUGGCCAUGAGCAUCGAUUCAUUCGAAUGCCUAACAAUCUGAACUGGAUAAUUAUGCUUUAAUAGAUGUGGCUCACUGCCUGCAGUUUCUAUCUUCGUUGUCUACGCACCAACUUUCAACUAUGAUGAAGAAGAAAUUGAGAGGUUCUACAUGGAACUGGAGACGUUCUAUAAAGAAGACCACACCUUCCACAAGAUCAUUGUUGGUGAUUUUAAUGCCAAGAUAGGUCCGAGAAGGUCACCCAAAGAACUCUACAUUGGAACACAUGGCCUAGAAUGGAAUGAUCAGGGUGAGAGACUGUCUGAAUUCAUCAUGUCGACCAAGACCAUC
This is a messenger RNA of Sorex araneus (European shrew), 665 nucleotides long. RefSeq lists its product as uncharacterized. The annotation marks the transcript as partial. The record is from RefSeq and is a predicted model, not a curated record. The transcript has a single exon. Lineage: Eukaryota; Metazoa; Chordata; Mammalia; Eulipotyphla; Soricidae.